Serendipita indica DSM 11827 is the source of this 561-nucleotide messenger RNA. Lineage: Eukaryota; Fungi; Basidiomycota; Agaricomycetes; Sebacinales; Serendipitaceae. The record is from the annotation of a GenBank genome assembly.
AUGAUGUGGACUAUACACCAGAAGGCUAUCUAUGGUUUAUAUGGGGAACUAUUCUCGGAUGGGCAAGCAGUAUUCCCUAUAAUCAUCCCGCACAGGAUCGUCUUUCCUCGGUCGUCAUUGCUCUGCAUCAGAUGGUUGGAAAAACGCCACGAAGUUUUCCUCGAAGGAUGGAAUCGGACAUAUCAAUUAUGGCAAGACCUUCCUAUAUUUGGAUCCGUUGUAGCCGAUGAAUUCCAGGCCAUCCGGGAGAAUGCCAAUUUUAUCGCAUACCUUGCCCGUCUAACGAGGGAUGGUGUCCGUCUCGACGACUUUGCAAAUGGCAGCAUGUACCGAGUUGUGUAUACCCGAGAGUGGAGGAAAGGAGGGCACCAAAGGGGAGACCCCACUCUUUAUCAAUUUAUACCCAGACCAGAACUCGACCGCGAGGUCGCAAUGGCCGCGGCCUGGAUCUUCAUCGCAGGUCCUCAGUUGGUCCAACAGAUGGACUCCAGUUCGCGCUCGAUCAGAGUCGAGGAUGGGUACUUCUGGAUAAAGAGACUCAAGGAAAUUCGUGACUUUUGA